This is a messenger RNA of Linum tenue, 3885 nucleotides long. NCBI's taxonomy places the organism in Eukaryota, Viridiplantae, Streptophyta, Magnoliopsida, Malpighiales, Linaceae. The record is from the annotation of a GenBank genome assembly.
CACCACCCUGCAACAAAUUUUUUUUUAUAGCACCCGGUUGUGAUGGCAUCAAUCGAUCUUGCCGCCAUAAUCGACGAAUGCGGGAGCUUCCUCUCGAGAUGCAUCACGGCCAGGAACCUGAAGCUGGGGGCGGCAAUUCACUCAAACCUCGUCAAAAGGGCGCUCAACGUCAACCCUUUCGUCGUCAACCGUUUGAUCGACAUGUACGCCAAAUGCAGCUCCAUCGAGUCAGCCGGGAAGGCUUUCGAGGAUCUCCUCUUCAAGAACGCUCGUUCCUGGAACACAAUCGUCGCUGCCUGUUUGAAAAUGGGUAUGGUCGAGACAGCCCGCAACUUGUUCGAUCAAAUGCCUGAACCAAACCUGGUCAGUUACAACUCGUUGAUUUCGGGUCUUUCUCGUCGUGGGUAUAAUGAGGAGGCGUUGGGUGUGUUCCGGGAAUUGCAGGAAGAUUGCGUUGGUGGGUUUUGUUUGGAUGAGUAUACUGUUGUCAGUGCGGUGAGUUGUUGUGGGUGCUUGGGUGGGUUGGGAUUGGUUCGUCAGUUGCAUGCGAUGGCUUUGGUUGUUGGUUUGGGAGUGAAUGAGAUUGUUUCCAAUGUUCUGAUUGAUGGUUAUGGGAAGUGUGGGGAACCUGAGACUAGUUAUCGUAUAUUUAGCAGAAAGAAUGAGAGGGAUGUGGUGUCAUGGACUUCGAUGGUGGCUGCAUAUGCUCGAUCGUCCAGACUGGAUGAUGCGAUGAGCCUUUUUGAGCAGAUGCCUGAUAGGAAUACUGUUGCUUGGACUAGCUUGAUGGCUGGUUUUGCACAAAAUGGCCAGAACUACAGUACAUUGGAACUAUUUAAGCAAAUGCUGGAGGAAGGGGUGGUGCCAAAUGCUUUUACUUUUGUUACUCUUUUGGGCACAUGUGCAGAUUUAGCACUUCUGGAAGGAGGCAAACAGAUUCAUGGGCACUUAUUUAAGUUUUGCAACCGAGAACAUUUUGGUAGCAUGUAUGUAAACAAUGCGUUAAUGGACAUGUACUGCAAAUGUGGAGAUAUGGGAUCUUCUAAGUCUUUGUUUGAAGGAAUGAUUGAGAAGGAUGUUGUGUCCUGGAACUCAAUGAUUACAGGGUUUGCACAAAAUGGACUUGCAGAUGAAUCACUCAGUGUUUUCAGAGAGAUGGUUCAGGGCAAGGCAAGGCCUAAUCAUGUUACAUUUCUUGGAGUGUUAUCAGCUUGUAGUCAUACAGGAUCACUCGCUGAAGCCCUUCAGAUUCUGGAACAGAUGGAGAAGGAUUAUGGUAUUAGCCCAAGAUCGGAACACUAUGCAGUCUUGAUUGAUUUAUUAGGUAGGAAAAACAGACUGAGUGAAGCAAUUGAAUUAAUUGGAAAAUCACCUGGUCUGACAAACCAUGUGGGGAUGUGGGGUGCUCUAUUAGGUGCUUGCCGGAUCCAUCCCAAUGUUGAUCUUGCCAUGAAAGCUGCAGAAACUCUGUUUCGGUUGGAACCGAGUAAUGCUGCACGAUAUGUCAUGUUAAAUAAUAUUUAUAUAGCAGCUAAUAAAUGGAGUGAUGCUUGUAGAGUAAGGAGGGCGGCAGAGGAAAAAGGUAUAGUGAAAGAUGUAGCUUAUAGUUGGAUUGAGGUGAGGAAUGAGAGGCAUGAGUUUGUGGCCAAGGAUAAAGCUCACAAUCAGAGAGGGGAAAUAUAUCAAGUGAUUUCUCAACUUCUUGAUCAUAUGAUGGGAGCUGGAUACCGUCAUUGUACAAGUGACUGUUAUUUUGUAGGAGGAGAUGAUGCUGUAGUUUUGUAGGCUGUCUCUUCUCUAUCCGCAGAAGAAAUACGGUGGAUGACAUUCAUGCUAUGCAGCCAGCUCAGCCAAUCUGAACUCAUGAACAGGAGGAGCUUGUUUUUUGACAUGUUCAGUUUUCCUUCCAGGAAGAAAACUUGCAAUCUACCUCUUAUCAUUGCAAAAUUUAGAUGGUUAAUAUCGGUGCAUUGGAUGAGAAAAGGGAAGUUGCUAGGAAUAUUGGAAAUCGUCAAUAUCAUGCCUCUUUUCUGAAGGCGCAUGAGCUGGAGUAUUUGUGUCUCCAUUGGUGAUCCUUCUGAUGUUUCUGUAUCUUUGACUAUGGAGAUGUGGUUCUACAGAAACAAGUUAAAUUGACCACUUACACAAAGUAGAUCAUGGAAGGCUUCUAAACCCUGAUUGAGGGGCAUUUCUCUGCUGAGAAUAGCUCGUUUCAGAAUCUCGGUGAACCACUAUGUCUCCAUGAUUUUAACAGUGGCCAUUUCAAGUUUUGUGAGCGUUCAGAAUGCAGAGAGUAUCCACAGUUAAAAGAAGUUUAUGCAGUUUCGCAUUACAAUGUCUGCUGCUCAUGCUAUUUUGAAGCAAAGCUUUAAAACUCAAGAGUUCCCAUGGAUGGGAAAUAAACCGGACCGGAUCAUUUACCGAAUUUGGUGUCUGAAUGACGCAGGCCCGGUUCCAAUCACCGUCCUUGCAGUAUCAUACUUAAAUAAGUUGAACCACAAUGGUAAGCAACGCCUUCUGCUCUUUCCUCUCUCUCAAACAAUAUCAAAUACAUCACCAUGCUUGCUUCUACUGCCACCCGCACACACCUCUCUUCUCUCAGCUCAUCUUACCCUUCAUACAACAAAGCUUAUCUUCGCAGGGACAAUCCGGAAUUCGAUUUCUGGGCUACAGCCGAAACAAACCGCUCUUUGAGGAGCUUCCUGAGUCCAGGAAGCCAUGGAGACGAAGAAGAAGAAGAAGAAGAAGUUGAUGACGACCACCACUAUGAAGAGCUGGAAGCAGAGUUAUGUUUCCCUUUGCAGAAGCACCAGGCGCGGAGCAGCCUGUCUAAUUUGCAGGCGAUAGCUGAAGGCAGGAAGCAGCUGAUGGAGCUCGCCGGAGAGAUGCUGGAGUCCAACCUCGAACUCUCUCUCAAAGACAUCGUGAACGAGCGGACUGUUUCCCCUUCUCGAGCAAUAACAGAAGGGGAUCAUGUGGGGGUCGUUAAAGGUGGAAGCUUUCAUUUUGCGACCGAGAAACUGAGCAGCAGGAGAAACGACAGCAUGCAGCAGAAGAAGAAGAACGCGGUCAUCAAUCCAUGUUUUGUCCCGAGGAGCUAUAGCAUCGACAAAGGCACCUUCUUGAUCAAGAUGUUCAGUCCGUCUACUCGCAGCAGCUGGAAAACGAACCUGAAAUCUUCGUCGUCGUUGAAAGAAGGCUGUGCCGUCAGAAGCAGCAGCAACAGAUGCGGAAGCUCUAGAACUACCAGCAGAAGCAGCAGCUGUAGUAGUAGCGGUUUCAGUUCCAGCAGUACUACCAGACUCAGAAGGCAGAGCAGCGUUGCCACCACUUCCACUUCCUUCCUAGACUGCUUAACUUGCUUGCCUUCCUUUUGCGCCAGAGGAACGCACAAGAGCAAGCAACGAAGUAGAGAGUGCAUGUUUUGAACAGGGAAAUCACACCAGAAAUCGAACCGGUCUACUGGUAAAAAAAUCGUUGGCUCCGAAUCAACACGAAUUGGCAGGUCUUCUCAGAAUCUUUCCUUGGCUGACAAGUAAUUGUAAACCCAUGCCAACUUCCCGUCUCAAACAUUGGCUUGGAAUAGGUUCUCAUGGUAGAAACUGUUGUUCAUCAGGUGUUUUGCUCUAAGCUUCGGAGACUUCCUCGUUCGCGCUUCUCUGUACCAUAGCACAGUCGUCGAACUGUGUUCGAUUGGUUGGCUAGUUCGAUUAGUUGGCUAGCCGGCUGAUAUGUUGGAUGCUCUGUUUUUUCCGUUCUUCUAAACACUGAGUACGACUGAGACUGAGACUGAGACUGAGACUGGGACUGAGAUGUCUUGUUGUUUGGUUGUAUUGGCUAUAUUGAUUAAACUAUUGAGACCUGGCCAGGAUUAACAAAUGGAAG